AUGGGUUCCAUCGCGGUAAAACAUCAAGAAACGCCUGCAUCACCGAAGAAGUCCGUCAAAACUGCAUUAUCUCAUACACUUCAUAAAUGGAAGACAGUCUUAAGAAAGAUAACACAUGAUACGCUAACAACACUGGAUGAUUCGUCAUCUAGUGACGAAAAGAUAGAAGCGUUGUUUGAUGGUGUAGAGGAAACCAGCCCUUUAAAGCAUGGCGGAGAAGGUCCUAUUCAUAUUGUGACAAAUCCAAUUUCUAAAUUAAGAAGUAUCGAUAGAGAUAGUGGUGGGUCUUUAUCACCUCCUGUGGAGGGAGGACCUAGUGAAUUAGGUAUUAAAUUGAAUAAUGAUGGGAGGAGUGAAGGUGAUAUAACAACUACUACCAAAUAUUCAACUACGAGUGAUGAAGGCCGCAUGACUGAUCAUCAUAAUGCUUCCUCUACGGCACAACUCCAAAACAUUAAAAAUAAAGUUAUAUUAGAAGAAACAUAUGCCAAUUUUGAUUCCGUUAAAGAAUGUGCUAAACUACGAUCUAGUAAAGAAGAGCCGUUUAUAGAUGGUGAUUUGAUUUGGAAAAAAAGAAGGGAUUUAUGGAAUAAACCAACCAAAGAUAUUGACCCAGCUGAAUUGAAGAGGCGUAGAGAUGUUUUCAAAUCUAUCCCAGAACCAUAUUAUCCAAGAGUAUACAAGAAACUGGUGGUGGAUGAUAAACCAUUAAGGGAACCACUUAAUUUAGAAGAUGCCUUAAAGGUAAUUAAUUCAGGUUGGACAGAGACAAGAAAAUGGGCCAAUGCGGCUAAUGGGUUACCGUGA
This is a messenger RNA of Naumovozyma castellii, 807 nucleotides long. RefSeq names its product Gag1p (gene GAG1). The record is from RefSeq and is a predicted model, not a curated record. NCBI's taxonomy places the organism in Eukaryota, Fungi, Ascomycota, Saccharomycetes, Saccharomycetales, Saccharomycetaceae. The transcript has a single exon. Bases 1 to 807 code for a protein of 268 amino acids.